Molecule: messenger RNA, 702 nt
Organism: Daucus carota subsp. sativus
Lineage: Eukaryota; Viridiplantae; Streptophyta; Magnoliopsida; Apiales; Apiaceae
Exons: 1
Coding region: 1-702 (233 amino acids)
Biological process (GO): chromatin remodeling
Cellular component (GO): nucleus
Source: RefSeq, a predicted model, not a curated record
AUGUAUAUUAGAUUAGUUGUUGGGGUAGUUGUUGGGAUGGUUAUUUGUGUAUAUGCGCCUCAGGUGAAGUUGGGGGAUAGUGAGUCUACGAUUUUUUGGGGUUGUUUGGAUGAUUUGGUUCGAAGUAUUCCUCAAGACCAAUUUAUAUUUGUUGGUGGUGAUUUUAAUAGUCACAUUGGUGCAAGAGUGGAUGGAUAUCAAGGUAUUCAUGGCGGGUUUGGUUAUAGUGUUAGAAAUGACAAUGGUUCGGCACUUUUGGAAUUUGCGACAGCACAUGAUUUAGUGAUUGUUAACUCUUGUUUUCGCAAGCGUGAUGAUAAUCUAAUUACUUUUAGGAGUGGAGGUCGUGCUACUCAGAUUGAUUAUCUUCUUAUUCGUAGUAGAGAUUUCAGAUUUCGUUCAGAUUGUCAAGUUUUUCCAAAAGAAGCUUGUGCUUCGCAACAUCGUCUUUUAGCCAUGGAUUUAUCUUUGGCUAGUCCGCUAGUGGAGGGAUUGAGCGUUGCUACACCAAGAAUUCUUUGGCGAAAUUUAACAGGAUCGAAAGUAGCAGAAUUUAAAGACAUGCUUGAGGGUUGUUUUAGGUUGGUAGAUGAUGUAGACCAAAUGUGGACAACUAUGGCUAACUCAAUUAGGAGUGCAACAAAGAGGGUGUUGGGAGUGUCAUCAGGAAAGGUUAGUGCUUAUAAAGAGUCGUGGUGGUGA